Pyrenophora tritici-repentis Pt-1C-BFP is the source of this 1149-nucleotide messenger RNA. Its product is annotated as IlvA, Threonine dehydratase. The record is from RefSeq and is a predicted model, not a curated record. Lineage: Eukaryota; Fungi; Ascomycota; Dothideomycetes; Pleosporales; Pleosporaceae. Gene Ontology annotation, molecular function: L-serine ammonia-lyase activity; threonine racemase activity; D-serine ammonia-lyase activity.
AUGGCAUCUUCGAAACCUGGAAAUACACUCCCCUUGACGCGCGACUCUGUGUCUGCCGCCCGCGCUCUCAUUCAACCCCACAUUCACGACACGCCCGUCCUGACAAACACGACCCUGACCAACCUCGCGUCUACGCCUCAAAGUGCCGAUGCGCUCAAAGGGACACAAUGGGAAGGGAAAGCGCCGGCGAAGCCAAGGUUUAGACUUUUCUUCAAGUGUGAGAACUUCCAACGAAUUGGCGCAUUCAAAGUCCGCGGCGCGUUCCAUGCGACUAUGCGCCUGACCGAGCAGGAAGGACUAGAAGAGGCCCUCGCCCUCGCCGCCCGCACCUUCUCCAUCCCCGCCCACAUCGUCAUGCCCAGCAUAUCCACGCCCUCGAAGAUAUCAGGAACCCGCGCCCAAAACGCCACCCUCCACUUCUCUGGCUCUACGAGCGCCGAACGCGAAGCCGUCGUCGCAGACGUGAUAAAAAACACCGGUGCAACCCUAAUCCCACCCUACGACGACCCCAACAUAAUCCUUGGCCAAGGCACCAUGGCCCUAGAGAUACAAGAGCAAGUCGAGAAGCUACUCGAGGCGAACAAUGGCAAAUUAGACGCGGUAAUUGCGCCAUGUGGUGGUGGCGGAAUGCUAAGCGGUAUUGCUGUUGCGCUCAAAGACACUGGAAUACGCGUCUUUGGCGCUGAACCUAGUUUUCAGGGCGCGGAUGAUGCAAGACGGGGUGUGCAGGCUGGAUCCCGCGUCGAGAGCGUAAAGACACUUACCAUUGCUGAUGGGCUGCGUACACCGCUCGGCCACCACAACUGGGGUAUCGUGUCUGACCCUACUUUCGUCCAGGGCCUCUACGCUGUGACGGAGCAGAAUAUAAAGGAUGCGAUGAUGUUGGUGCUGGAGCGCAUGAAGUGCUUUGUGGAGCCGAGUGCUGUCGUGGGGCUGGCGACUGUACUGUAUAAUGAAGAUUUUAGAAACAUGGUGCAGAGGGAGGCUGGCGAAGAGGGGUGGAAUGUUGGUGUGGUGUUUAGUGGGGGGAAUACGACGAUUGAGGCUAUCACCAAGAUUUUUGCGGGUGUGGCGGAUGAGACGGCGGAGAGGCAGGAGGGCGUGCUUGGAAGCGAUGGCGCGAGGGUUGCUGAGAACGUAGCGGGUUAG